AUGUCGUUAGACCUUGAUAUCGAUCAUUUCAACGAUAAUAAUAUGGUUAUGGAGGAUGUAGAAAUGACUACUACGAUCUCUAAUAAUGGUCAAAAUCAAGCUGAAAAACGUGCACAUCAUAAUGCUUUAGAACGGAAACGACGCGAUCACAUCAAAGGUAGUUUCAAUGAUCUGCGAGAUGUAAUUCCAUUUAUCAAAGGUGAAAAGGCAUCACGUGCACACGUUCUCAAAUCUGCUACGGAAUAUAUUCACACAUCGAAAGCGAAAAAUCAACAGCACCAACAAACCAUCGAAGAUAUCAAACGACAAAACGCCAUUUUGGAAUUGCAAGUUCGUCUUCUCGAACGAGUUAAAGACACUAGUUUAUACGCUCAAAAUCAUGAGUCCAUGAUAAAAAGUGAAUCGGACAUUCAAACAACACGUAAUUUACUAAAUUAA
This is a messenger RNA of Adineta ricciae, 438 nucleotides long. NCBI's taxonomy places the organism in Eukaryota, Metazoa, Rotifera, Eurotatoria, Adinetida, Adinetidae. The record is from the annotation of a GenBank genome assembly.